CUCACAUAAUCACAUAAUUUAUAAUCAGAUAAAAAAAAAUCCAACGAGGUGAGCAAUAAAUAGAAUCAUUACAUCCCAUUUUCCAGUUUAAUAUAAUUCUCAUACGAAAGUUUUAAAUAAAAUUGGUAAAAAUGGUGGCUCACACUGUUCUUUUAGAUUUUACUGUGUCACCAAAUGUCAUAAUUGAUGUUGAAAAACGUUCAAAUCUUAAAUCAUCAAUUGUCAAUGUAUUGAAUGAUAAUUUUGUUGGAUUAAAAAAACUAACUGAAACAAGUGUUGAUGAUGGUUUUAUUGUGCUGUAUAAUGGACCAAAAAAUAGUCUUAUCACAGUCAGAGGAUAUCCUCAAGGUCUUGUUACACUAAACAUUGAAUAUUACAAGCAAGAAGACGAUGAUGCACUCAUGACAUUUGAGACGACCCGAGAUUUGGAGACGGCAAUGCAAGCAGCAGCAACAGCUACUCGUUCACAUACACUUGCCCCGAUUAAAAGAGGUGGUCCAUUUGAGAGAUACUUUCCUACCGCCGAUGAAAGACUUUUGGAAUAUGAUAUUGAUAAAUUGGUAUUUGAAGCAAGAUCACCAUAUCAAAAAGUUCAAAUUGUACAUUCAAAAUCACUUGGUAAUUUGUUGGUACUUGAUGAGUUACAAAAUAUGUCAGAGGCGGAUCUUAUUUACACUGAAACACUGAUGCAACGUGGAAAAGAAAAUUAUGCUGAUAAAGAAAUUGUUAUAUUGGGUGGAGGUGAUGGAGGUCUUCUUUGGGAAUUACUUAAAGAAAAUCCAAAACAUGUUACUAUGCUGGAAAUUGAUGAUGUUGUAAUGAAAGCAUGUAGUCAACACUUGAGAAGCAUUUGUGGUGAUUGUUUGGACAAAAGAAAGGGUGAUAAUUAUGAGAUUAUUGUUGGUGAUUGUGUCAAAGCACUUACCCAUAUGAUUGAUGAAGGUCGUCAAUUUGAUUAUGUAUUUGGUGAUUUAACUGAUAUACCAAUUUGUACAACACCACAAAGUGAAGCUUGGGAUUUUAUUAGAUUGAUAUUGAAUUCAUCAAUGAAAGUCCUCAAACCAUCUGGAAAAUAUAUGACACAUGGUAAUGGAACAUCUUGUUCAGAGUCAUUAAAAACAUAUGAAAAAGUAUUGAAUGAAUUAUCAGUACCAGUUAAAUUUGAAAAAGACAAUGCUUUUAUUCCUUCAUUUUUUGAAGAUUGGGUUUUUUAUCAAGUUAUGCAUAAAUGAUUAAUUACAAAUGGACAGUAUACAGUGUCAAGAAAUGUAGUAAUAUUAGAUCAAAUAAUUUUGCCAAUUUUAUGACCCACACUGUGCUAUAAAAUUAGUUUAAAAACAAUUAUUUAAUCACUUGAUUAAAUUAUCAAAAAAAAAAAAAAAAAAUACAAUUCCUUUGCUCAUAUUAACACAUCUAGUUAUGUAAUACUAAUUUUUUUUUUAUAACAACAAAUUAAUUAUCUCAAAAAUGAGAUACAAAAAAAGAAGAAAAAACAAAGAUCAAAUUUCUCAUGUAAUUUCCGCUUAUAGUAUUAUUUCAUUAGUGUAUUUUUGCUUGUUUU
Messenger RNA from Aphidius gifuensis, 1561 nucleotides. RefSeq names its product spermine synthase (gene Sms). Gene Ontology annotation, molecular function: spermine synthase activity. Gene Ontology annotation, biological process: spermine biosynthetic process. The coding region runs from base 132 to 1232 and encodes 366 amino acids. Lineage: Eukaryota; Metazoa; Arthropoda; Insecta; Hymenoptera; Braconidae. The transcript has 8 exons. The record is from RefSeq and is a predicted model, not a curated record.